CCUAGAAAAAACAGACAGCAGGAGCAGCAGAAAAACCUCUCCGGCAUCCGGCUGCCGGGUCUCCGAAAUCCUCCAUGGCGCUCCGCUGGGGAAUCUGCUCGGCUGGGAAGAUCAGCCACGAUUUCCUCGUGGCUUUGCAGACUUUGCCAGUGGCGGAUCACAAGGCAGUUGCCAUUGCUGCUCGUGAUCUCAAGCGUGCCCAGGAAUAUGCUGAACAGCAUGGGAUUUGCAGGGCAUAUGGAUCUUACGAAGAACUGGCACAGGACCCUGACGUAGACGUGGUCUACGUAGGGUCACUUCAUACCCAGCACUAUGCUCUCACCCUCCUCUUCCUCCGGGCGAAGAAGAACGUUCUGUGUGAAAAACCCAUGGCCAUGAACGCGGCUGAAGUCCGGGAGAUGAUCAAAGUGGCCCGAGAGAAUGACGUCUUCCUCAUGGAGGGAUUCUGGACUAGAUUCUUCCCUGUGUCAGAGCAGAUCCGCACGAUGCUGCAACAGAAAGAUCUCGGGGACUUAAAGGUGCUCCGAGCUCAGCUGGGCUUUAAGAUGGAUGACACCCCAAGACUGGUGGAUAAGAAGCUGGGCGGAGGUGUCAUUAUGGAUUUGGGCUGCUACUGCAUCCAGUUCGCUUCUAUGGUUUUCGGGCCGGAAAAGCCGCAAAGCAUUGUGGCCUCAGCAUUUCUACAUGACACAGGAGUGGACGAAACAACAGCCAUCAUCCUCAACUACUCAGAGAACCGGCAGGCCGUGCUUAAUUUCACCAUGAUGAUCAAUCUACCAGGAGAGGCAUUAAUUGGGGGAACCGAAGGGAUCAUUAAGAUCCCCAACCACAUGAACAGUCCCACGGUCAUGUUCCUGAAAGGCAACCGGUGGGAGUGGCCCCUGCCCCCCUCCCCUGAACCGCUUUUCUUUGAGCAUGACAUUGGGCUGCGAUACGAAGCGGAACACGUCCGCCAGUGUCUGCUGAAGGGUUUGAAGGAAAGCCCUGUCAUGCCCUUGUGCGAGAGCGAAAUCAUCGCCACCACGAUGGACGAGGCACGGAGGCAAGUGGGGGUCAUCUACGAGCAAGACACCGCUGUACAGGCCAACCAAGGCAAUGAGGCUGGCCAAUAAACAUUUACUUUUUGCCCAAACGUUU
Elgaria multicarinata webbii is the source of this 1137-nucleotide messenger RNA. Its product is annotated as trans-1,2-dihydrobenzene-1,2-diol dehydrogenase-like. Gene Ontology annotation, biological process: D-xylose catabolic process. The coding region runs from base 75 to 1112 and encodes 345 amino acids. Lineage: Eukaryota; Metazoa; Chordata; Lepidosauria; Squamata; Anguidae. The record is from RefSeq and is a predicted model, not a curated record. Gene Ontology annotation, molecular function: D-xylose 1-dehydrogenase (NADP+) activity; nucleotide binding. The transcript has 7 exons.